Molecule: messenger RNA, 2179 nt
Organism: Hippocampus zosterae (dwarf seahorse)
Lineage: Eukaryota; Metazoa; Chordata; Actinopteri; Syngnathiformes; Syngnathidae
Gene: mlycd
Product: malonyl-CoA decarboxylase
Exons: 5
Coding region: 70-1584 (504 amino acids)
Biological process (GO): malonyl-CoA catabolic process; positive regulation of fatty acid oxidation; fatty acid biosynthetic process
Cellular component (GO): mitochondrial matrix; peroxisomal matrix
Molecular function (GO): malonyl-CoA decarboxylase activity
Source: RefSeq, a predicted model, not a curated record
AACCCGGAAAUAGUUACUUUUACGUGAUCAAUGUUUGUGUCUGCAAACGAGCUCUGAUACCACCCAGCAAUGCUACCCCAACCUCUUAUGUGUGCUUUUCGUGGCACACUGAAGAGUUGGCGACACCGGGCUGUCAUAAAAGCUGCUUUUGGGGCGUUUGACUUCGGCAAAUGCCGUUGGUUGUCUUCGCCAACAAGCAGAGCCGUUUCUGAUAUGGAGGAAAUUUUGGCGAGAGUCGUGUCACCUUUACCCACAUACGAAACAAAAGAGAAAUCUCCCCCUCCUCCAGAAGCCAACAGCUUGGAGUUCAUGCAUUUCUACAGAAGUCUCGACAAGGGAGAUAAACUAGAUUUCCUGGCGAGGCUGUCACGUGACUUUGGAGUGGAUCAUAAAAGUGUUUCGGAGUUCGCUGGGAAGCUUCUGCACACCCAACUCAGGGACUUGGCGACCAUUUUGCAGGUUGAGGAUAGACUUCGAUACAGCUUGACACCCCGCUAUAAACAGUUACUUAACCACAUAAGCAGGGUGGAAGGGGGAGUGAAGUUUCUUGUGGACCUUAGAGCCGACGUGCUUGACAUCGUCUCAUCAAAAAGUAGCGAGAGCCCGGAUUUGAGGGACCUGAAUGGAACUCUGAAGAGCUUGCUGUCCGAAUGGUUCUCUGUAGGUCUGCUCAAACUAGAGCGGAUCACUUGGCAGUCACCCUGUGAGAUCCUCCAAAAGAUCAGCCAGUAUGAAGCGGUGCACCCUGUUAGGAACUGGGCUGAUCUGAAGCGCAGAGUGGGGCCAUACCGUCGUUGCUAUGCCUUCACCCAUGCCGCCAUGCCCGGGGAGCCUCUGGUCGUGCUGCAUGUUGCCCUCACAGAAGAAAUCUCAGACAACAUACAGAGUAUUGUUCGGGAAAUUUCCAUCCUUGACCUGGAAGAGGAUGUAAACAAGGUGAAUGCAGCGGUCUUCUACUCCAUCUCCUCCACCCAAACUGGUCUACAAGGUGUUGAGCUGGGAAACUAUCUCAUCAAGAGGGUGGUCCGGGAACUGCAGAGUGAGUUUCCCCACCUGGCCCAGUUUUCCAGCCUCUCCCCAAUUCCAGGCUUCUCCUUGUGGAUCCAAGGCCUCCUCAGCCAAUACCGAAAAGAAGGCCGUGGCUUGGACCUCUUAUCUGAGCAAGAGUGGCAGGAAGUGGAGCAAGUCACUGACUUAACCCCAGGCACCAAUGCCAUAGAUGCCCUCCGCAAGUUAAUAACCACAAGCGAAUGGAUGCGUUCGGAGCGUCUCUCUCGUUUCCUGGAGCCUGUCCUGAUGCGACUCUGUGCCUGGUAUCUUUACGGGGAGAAGAGGCGAGGUUAUGCACUGAACCCAGUGGCCAACUUCCACCUUCAAAAUGGUGCUACCAUGUGGCGGCUUAACUGGCAUGCUGACACGAGCCCAAAGGGCGUGACAAACUCCUGCAGCAUUAUGGUGAACUAUCGUUACUUCUUGAAUGAGACAUCAAAGAACGGCGCGCUCUACCUGCAAAAGAAAGUCAUCACGGCAUCGGAUCAAGUUCUCGGAUUGGUGUCGCAGUUUCAGAAGAACAGUAAACUCUGAAAAAGAAACUAUUUGCAAUUGUCCAUAUGACAGCGUACGUAGUGCAUACAGUUAUAGCAACACCCACCUGAUAAAACAAUCUUGUUUGGUUGAGGGACAGCUUGGUGAGCAUCCCUUAGAAGCCAUCUGUUAUUUGAAGUACAUUCGUAAGUUUUUUUUUUUUUUUUUGCAUCUGGUUGGCUUACUUGAUGAUGAGAGCCUGCAGCUAAUGAAGGGUCCUACAUCUUUAUACAUUUUAUCAGCAUGCACGUUAUGGUGAAGUAGGAGCAAUGAAGCUGUGCAGCUACUGGAAUAAAUGACACUUAGUCGCAUUGUCUCUUAGAGAACAAUAGGGGAGCGCAUUGGUUUUCUUUUUUAAGACUACAAACACCUGCCUUUAUGCUCCACAUACUUCACGUGGUCACAUUUUAAUUCAAUCUGGAACUCUUCUCGAGAACCCAGACAAAAGAGGCUUUAUCAUUUUCCACUUCAUGGAUCGCCUCAGAUGUUACUGGUGCUAAAUGUCAUUGCAACAUCUCGGGCUUUUAUGAUCUGGUCACUGUCAAACAAAAAAAAUGUCUGUCGUCAAUGUAAUAAAAGUAAUCUGUCCAUAUAA